GACAAUUGCGCCUUCAUCGGAAAAAGUCCACACUAGAAAUUAAAUAUCAUUUUCCUAGAAAAUUUAUAGAGUAUAGAGGCCCAUGUCUGAGUAGUAUUUUGAACAAUUAAUCUCGCACAAUUCGAAUCGAUUUCAAGGUGUUCCAGCUCGAAUUUCACUGUUUCCAACGUCCACGAAUAUUGUUAGUGCGGUUCGCCAUAGUGUUUUUAGUGUCUGGUGUUUGUUUUGUUAACUACAGAGAAAAGUGAUGGUGUUUCGAAUGAUUUUAAGUGUUUGUCAGUGAAACUACAGGGAUUCUCUACCGAAAAUCCGCGUCAUUAUUUGCCCAGCAAGGUGGCAAAGUGUUUGUUGAUGCAGCAGAACCACUGUGCCAUUUAUCCAGAUGGAAACUGACGUUACUCAUUUGGUUACUCAGCAAGAAUCUCAGACGGAGACAUCAGAAAGCAUGACAAAGCCGCCAGCAAUCCGUUACCCUAGUGAACCUUCUUCGGAUGAAAGCGACUUUGAGGAUUCUGACCUAAAGGAGGUGAUGCAAUGUGAGGAUGCGGGCUCCUCAUUCUUCCAGCGCUACUUUCAAAAUCACAGCAACAGCUUGCCUUCAAGACUGAUGGGUGCUAGUGCUCGUCGUCUCUCUCAGUGUCGAGAGGAGGAUGAGGACGACGAGAAAAAGGAUCAAUCGAACGAAGUGCCUUCAUCCAACGCCUCCGUGAUCAGCGGCAGUGAUAAGUCGCUGUCCGAGUCGUCAAGUAGUUCUAAAACGUCUGUGAUAGAUACUGUGACUGGACCAUCGCAUAAAUUCGUGAUAGUCAAGACUAAACAGCAUCCGGAUAUUUCCGCUGCUGAUAAUUCCAAUAGCGCUGUCCCAGCGACAGAGUGUAGUUCGGCCAACGAGGGCAACAAGAAGAAGCACAUGACGGAGGUGGCGAAGAUAUUUGCCUCUAGGCAACAGUACCGGCAAAGUAACACUGUGGGUGCUGUGCCCUCGCAGACGAAAAGGAUGCCCGCUUACAAUAUAUUUAACAAUAAAAGUCCCCUGGUUAGUCCGCAUUAUGACACCAGGUUUUUUGACUCCUCACUCAUUGAGAUGAGGAGUCAGACGUCCAGCUCGUCCACAGUGGACUGUUCUGAAGUCGUCGAGGAUAUUUGGGUGAAAAGACCCGAAACGGAUAAGAAAAAAGAACUGGGCUCACAACCGCUCCCGACUCUAUCGGGGGAAGAUGCCGACACUUUGCCUAGGUCGAGGUCUGGAACAUGGGGUGCCAAGGACUCGAAAAAGGACAAACAGGAAAAGUCCAAAUUGAAAAAGGCAGAAAAACCCGAUGGGAAAAAAGACAAAGCGCAAAGCGGCAGUAGAAGUGGGUCAACAUCUAGAUCGAAUUCUGCUGAGCGUCGAAAAUCGGAUGAUGCCACUCCGAAGAAAGAGGGAUCCAGGAGUAGAUCGAAUUCGGACGAUAGUAAGCGAAAAGGAAGUGCCUUUAUGGCGUCGAUGAAGGCUGCAAUGUUGCACACUGGUUUCAUCCACGCCAAACAAAAAGCUCCAAAGGACGGAUCUGCUCAUCCGGUGGUUGCUCCAGACAGUUCCGAUACCAGAUAUUAUCACACGGUUACUGCAGCUAACAAUAGGGGCCCGAUGACGAAAGUUAUGGAUAUUUUUAGAAACAAGCCCACGUUCCAGUCCGAAGAGGAAAUUAUCAGGCGCGAUGAGCGUAAGGAAGACCGAAGGAAAGAGGAGAAGCGCGAGGAAGAGCGACGGAGGAAAGAAGAGAAGGAGCGUAGGCGCGAGGAGGAGAAACGAAAGAAAGAAAAGCAAGCGGCAUUUGCUCAGGGCCGACCUAAGGGCCCCAGAGACGGAUCGGCCCAUCCGGUCCGAGAUAGCGACAACAUGUAUUAUCAUACGGUUACAGCUGCAUCGUCAACCAGAAGCCCCAUGACGAAGGUGAUGGAUAUCUUCCGGAAUCGAUCCCAUGGCACCCCCACUCCGGAUGAGCGAAGAAAGAGAGCCAGUCAUCAUCUUGGAGCCCAAAUUAAGCAGAAAGUGCUGGAUGGAGACAGAAGACGUCAAUCUUUAGGUGCCAUUAUUCCUACGAAUAUACACAGAGCUUCGGACGCCUUUGUGGAUCCUCAUCAUGCGGCCAUAUUGUUUAGGGACUCUCGAGGGCUGCCAGUCGUCGAUCCCUUCCUGGAAAAAGUCAAAAUAUCCGAUCUAGAAGAAGAUGAAUCUCAAAUCUUCGUCAAGUUCUUCAAGUUUCAUAAGUGCUACGAUCUCAUUCCUACAUCAGCAAAACUGGUGGUCUUUGAUACUCAACUUCUCGUUAAGAAGGCCUUCUUUGCUUUAGUGUACAAUGGUGUGAGGGCAGCCCCGUUGUGGGACAGUCAGAAACAAGAGUUUGUGGGAAUGCUCACAAUCACGGACUUCAUAAAAAUCCUGAGGAUGUAUUACAAAUCCCCCAGCGUGGCCAUGGAUGAGCUGGAGGAACACAAGCUAGACACCUGGAGGCGGGUACUCAAAGACGCCCGACCUCUUAUUAAUAUUGGCCCUGACGCGUCGUUAUAUGAUGCUAUUAAGGUGCUGAUUCACAAUCGAAUCCACAGGCUGCCGGUGAUCGAUCCGGAUACAGGCAAUGUUCUCUAUAUCCUUACUCACAAGAGAAUACUCAGGUUCUUGUUUUUGUAUAUAAACGAAUUGCCUAAACCCAGUUACAUGAACAAGACGCUUCGGGAAUUGAGGAUUGGGAGUUACGAGAACAUCGAGACGGCCAGUGAAGACACGUCGAUUAUUUUAGCGUUGAGGUCCUUUGUGGAACGACGGGUUUCUGCCCUGCCGAUAGUGGAUCGCGAAGGGCGAUUAGUGGACAUUUAUGCCAAAUUUGAUGUCAUUAAUUUAGCAGCAGAGAAAACCUACAACGAUCUGGACGUUUCCUUGAAAAAGGCCAACGAGCACAGGAAUGAGUGGUUUGAGGGUGUACAUAACUGUAAAUUAGAUGAAACCUUGUUUAAUGUGAUGGAGAAAAUUGUGCGAGCAGAGGUUCAUAGAUUAGUAGUAGUGGAUGAUGAAGGCAAAGUCAUAGGGAUAAUUUCAUUAUCAGAUCUACUUUUGUACCUGGUGUUGAGACCAUGCGGAGAAGACGGCGGGUCGCCCGAUGGUGGAUCCUCCGUACGCGCUCAGGAUAUAAGCAAGAUUCAAGAAAAACUGGCCAAUUCCAGUCGAGCAUCCUCAAAUGAGGAAGUGUCUCAUACCAUUCUCGAAGAGGAAGAGGGCGAAGAAGGCAAGGUCGCGGAGAAAACCGAGGAGGAAGAAACCUCUCCGGAAAGUAGCCCCGCUUUGGAAAAGAACCUACAAAACACUUUAACCCCUGAGAAGGCCAUAUUUCGCGAAGUGGCGGUUACGGGGGGAGGAGAGUGACAGCCCCUAAGUGUACAGUAUAGUUUCUAACAUUAAUAGAGUAAAGAAACAUGGUGAUGAUUGAAUAAAUGCGGGUUUUGUACAGUAAAAUGCCUCUUUAUCGUUAGUUGUGGUGCGGAAUUGUUUCUGAAGGCGCGCGUACAUGAGUGAACAUUUCGGGUUUCCCCGAUAAAUUCUUAGUUGUUUCAAUUUGAUUAUGCGGUUUUUCAAAACAGUCACAGAAAAGGUUUCUUUCCAGACAAACUGAGAAAAAUUUUUGGUGGAGUUUGUUUUCAUCAACUGUUGAUUCAAAUUGUCACACUUGAAAUAACUGGCCGAACACAUUUAAGUCAAUUUGCAUUUGCACACAUUUGCAACACCAAAACUAACAGCUGAAGAAUUCACACACUAAGUGAAGAAGUCAAAUCAACCAUUGAGAAGCUUGUUACAUUCUGAAGGAAUCACAAAAUGUAUUUAGUAUCGGCAAUAUUUUCACUUGAUACGUCAAAGAUGAUACAAAAGUUAUGCGGUAACUGAAAGAAAAUGUUGUGAAUCAUCUGAAAAAUGUGCGAGGUUUGCGAUUAUUUUGAAUCUAAAUAGAUCAGUUAAUGAAACUAUACAACCUAUAAUUCAGUGUAUAAAUUGUACUUAAUGUAAGGAAUAUACCAAAGACUGCUUGUAUUUUUGGUUUUACGCAGAAACAAUUCUUCUGAUGAAUCUAUCUACUAGUGCUUUAUUUAUUUAUGUCGAUUUAUACGACGCGUGACUGCAAAAUGAGAAGCUCGUUUACUAUGUAGAAAAUUAAAGUGUUUGCACCAGACGAGUUAUUCAUUUUGUGUGGCCAUGUAUUUUCAACGUAUUGAUAAUAAUGGUAUACAUAGUGUACAAUAAUUUAAUAUAACACCAUAGAUGAAGCCAUUGUUGGUUAAAAUUUUACUAAUAAGUAUAUAUAAAUACUGUUAAUAUUAAAUUUUUGCGAAUACAGUUUUUUAGAAAGGAGUAAGCAAAUGCCUUAAUUUUACAAUGAAGGAUGUUUAAUAAGUCAAGUCUUAAGGAAUAAAACAGAUAUUUGAAAUCAGA
Molecule: messenger RNA, 4462 nt
Organism: Dendroctonus ponderosae (mountain pine beetle)
Lineage: Eukaryota; Metazoa; Arthropoda; Insecta; Coleoptera; Curculionidae
Gene: SNF4Agamma
Product: 5'-AMP-activated protein kinase subunit gamma-2
Exons: 18
Coding region: 383-3403 (1006 amino acids)
Source: RefSeq, a predicted model, not a curated record